AUGGUCCUCCUGUUGUCUUCAACCGUCUCCCUCCUUGGCGGGUUAAUGUUCGGGUAUGAAUUCGGAAUUAUCUCCGGGGCAUUGUUGCAGCUGCAGCUCGACUUCCGUCUUGGCUGUCUUGAACAGGAAGUCCUAGUGAGUUCCUUGCUCAUUGGAGCUCUCCUGGCUUCUUUAGUGGGCGGGAUCUUCAUUGACCGACAAGGAAGACAGAGAGCAAUACAAGUCAGCAAUGUGAUCUUGCUGUGCGGAAGCCUCCUCCUCACGCUAGCCAGGUCCUUUGUUUGCCUGGUGUUUGGGCGCAUGACUGUAGGAUUUGCAAUCUCGUUGUCAUCCAUGGCGUGCUGCAUCUAUGUCUCUGAAUUGGUGGCCGCGCAUCGGCGGGGGGUGCUGGUUUCCCUCUAUGAAGCUGGCAUCACAGUGGGCAUCUUACUUUCGUACGCUCUGAAUUACAUCUUCUCGGAUACGGCAGAGGGCUGGCGGUACAUGUUUGGCUUGGCCGUGGGCCCCGCAGCCGUUCAGUUUUUCUGCACCCUGUUCCUCCCAAAGAACUCCGUUAAGCUGAACGUAUGUGGCAGCGAGACUCGCAGAAGCCUCAUUCAGCUACAGAAGAAUGAAGAGGGUGAAGACGUAAUGCCGCAGGGCCCAAAGGAGAAGCAUUACUCUCUUGUGGACCUUCUGAGCUCAAGGGACAACAUGAGAAGCAGAACUCUGGUGGGCCUCGGACUAGUGCUCUUCCAGCAGCUCACAGGGCAGCCCAAUAUUCUUGGUUACGCCUCCAAAAUCUUCCGCUCCGUUGGCUUUCAGAGUGACUCCUCUGCAGUCCUGGCUUCUGUCGGCUUAGGAGUGGUGAAGGUUGCAGCCACUUUAGUUGCAAUGGUUUUUGCAGAUAAGGCUGGCCGGAGGGUACUGUUGAUGGCUGGGUGCACAGUGAUGGCCUGUUCGGUGACGGCCAUUGGCUUGACCAGCUGCUCCAUUCCAUUCAACGUGGCCAAAGACUGUGAAAUGCCAGUAGGGUCAAACAGCACUUUGUUUGGUUCAGAUCCUUUCCCUAUGAAGGCAGUGUCUCCCCAGCCCAAUAUGUCAUACUUCCCCUGGACAUCAGACACUGGUGGGAUUCAAGCAGAUCCAUCUCUUGCUAUCACGAGGCCAGGAGGGUUCAGCGGAACUGUUGCCAGCAAUAAACACAGAGGCAAAAUGGCAAACGUUUCCUCACGCGCUGAAAAAGCAGGCCUGCUAGAUCCAUCCCCUGAAGGAAAGGCACGAAGCUCUGGCUCCUCUGUCCCUGAGGCCCUUUCUAAGGAACGGUUGAUUCUCAGCUGGAUUACGCUGCUAAGCUUGAUGGCUUUUGUGAGCGCAUUCUCCAUUGGGUUUGGGCCAAUGACAUGGCUUGUCCUCAGUGAGAUCUAUCCUGCUGGAAUACGAGGAAGAGCCUUUGCCUUUUGCAACUGCUUCAACUGGGCCGCUAAUCUGCUGAUCAGUCUCACGUUCCUCAACAUCAUUGAGGUCAUUGGCUUAUCAUGGACAUUCCUUUUCUAUGGACUAGUGGGAGUGGUGGCUGUUAUAUUUAUUUAUCUUUUUGUACCAGAAACCAAAGGACAGUCUCUUGAAGAAAUAGACCAGCAGUUCUCAAAGAAACGGUAA
This is a messenger RNA of Gekko japonicus, 1641 nucleotides long. RefSeq names its product solute carrier family 2 (facilitated glucose transporter), member 10 (gene SLC2A10). Gene Ontology annotation, cellular component: membrane. The transcript has 3 exons. The record is from RefSeq and is a predicted model, not a curated record. Gene Ontology annotation, biological process: transmembrane transport. The coding region runs from base 1 to 1641 and encodes 546 amino acids. Gene Ontology annotation, molecular function: transmembrane transporter activity. Lineage: Eukaryota; Metazoa; Chordata; Lepidosauria; Squamata; Gekkonidae.